GGAAGUGAGACGUUUGGAAGGGUUCUCUGGCUGCUGAGCAUGCUCAGUUCAGUCCACAGCGUAAUGGCCCUGCGUGUGUGUGGCUUUAAAUGUUUACCUGAACUUUAGUCCCUCAGGAUCCUCAGCGCAGUGCAGAAUGAGUUCAGCAGGAGCAGGAUCGGCCCUCCAGGUCCAUGCGAUCAGGGUCCGCCCAGGUCAGGAGCUGCUGGGAACUCUGCAGGCUUUUGUGGAGGAGAAGCGUCUCCGAGCGCCGUUCAUAGUCACGUGUGUUGGCAGCCUCACCAAGGCGACGCUGCGGCUGGCGAACGACACGGCAACAAAAACAAAUGAGGUGGUGCACCUCAGUGGGCCCUUUGAGAUCGUCUCCCUGGUGGGCACUCUUAACCCAGACGCCCACAUCCACAUCAGCCUCUCAGACUUCGAGGGCAAGACAGUGGGAGGUCACGUGCUGGGAGAUCUGGAGGUGUUCACCACAGCUGAGGUGGUCAUUGGUGAAGCGGUAGACCUGGAGUUCACCAGAGAGAUGGAUGAGCAAACGGGUUUCCCCGAGCUCGUGGUUCAACCACGACCACAGACCAACCAGUCAGCCUGAAUGGAAAAUUACAGGAAUCGUUCAUCUUUACAUUUAAUAUCUAGUCUGUGAAUCUGAGAGAUUAAUUAAAAACGUAUCAGCAAUAUUUGAGCCGCAGCAUUUACACCUGCAGGGCAGCUAACAGAACAUCGAUCAGCUCCACACAACAAUCGUCCCUCAAGAAUCUGUCUGUACCCAACACAUGACACAUCGGACUUACAUCAUGUGCUUUCAUGUAAAUCCCAAAAGUUGAUUCUAUUCAUCUGGAUGUCCAGAUAAUUUACUUACCUGGAUGAUUGAGCAUACAUCAAGGCAGGUCUUACGUAGGCUUUUUAUUGUCCACAAAGCAAAACUGUGGGACUGGUGAAGCUUCAUCAUGAGCUAUCCUUGAAGCUAACUCUGAGAUUAACACUGUGCUGAGAAACUCAGUCAAUGCUUCAUGUUGAACUAGAAGAAUGUGACAUUAACUAAACUUUCUUCCAAAUCUAGCAGAAAUAGUCUCAAUAAAUACUGACUGUUAAAUUACUGCAAAGAUGCAAUGAGAUGACUUUGUUGAAAGAGCACCAUUAAAGGCUUAAAUCCUGAA
Molecule: messenger RNA, 1157 nt
Organism: Haplochromis burtoni (Burton's mouthbrooder)
Lineage: Eukaryota; Metazoa; Chordata; Actinopteri; Cichliformes; Cichlidae
Product: bifunctional protein GlmU
Exons: 3
Coding region: 137-592 (151 amino acids)
Source: RefSeq, a predicted model, not a curated record